AUGACUGAUAAUCAAAGUAUCUCGAAAGAAAAAGAAAAUAUACCGAUGGAGCCAUCCAGUUUAAAGGAAGAAGACCACUCUAAAGUAGACCAAGUGACAGAGGAUGAGGAUGAUGAAUUCUUUGCUGCAGAAGAACAAAAAGAUAAAUCAGAGCUAGUCUCUGUGAUAACCCAACUUCAAGAUACCUUAUCUAUUAAAGAAGACGUAAUAGCCGAGGACAAGCCAGAACAAAAGCAAGUUGGUGAGUCAGAAGAAAAUCAUAAAAAAGAAGAGGUCGACAAAGAAACAUUGAUGGCAACCAGUGCACCCAAUUCUCCAAAGCCAAAGCCAUUAACCAAUCUACAGAUUAUAACAGAACAAAUACGUACUUCUAUUGAUUUGCCGGCCGGCCAGAACAUGGCCGAUUUUGUCACGCCUCCUACACCAGGCGCUGCCCCAAGUCCACCGCUGACGUUAGGGGGCAUCGAUGAGGAAGUGGAUGAUUUAGCGGAUCAUGACGCUGCUAAAGAACACAUAGAAACAGAAAAAAAGUCGAAUGAGCAACAAAAGAGGUUACCCACAGGUGCUAUUCCUUUAUCCAAUAUUGACUUUACUCGAGUUAAACCAAACGUGAUGAGACCAAGAGAACAAGAGGCUUAUGAUGAGGACAUGUUGAAAGGUGUUCAAUUGUUUUUUAACAACAAGUUUUCAGAGGCCAAGGCUAUCUUUGAAACAAAAUCUAAAGAAGACCCACUGUAUGCCUUGGGUUUAUCUUCAAUGGCAUUUGUCAAAGCAAUUUCUUCAUAUAACUCAAAGGAUGUAGAGGCUGCGCUUUCCAACUUGACAGAAACUUAUUUAUUUGCCAAUGCUCAAAUUGAAGCUGCAUAUGCCAAAAAGCCCUUGAAGGAUACGGUAUCACACUAUUUCACCAAUCUCAUGGGAACCAACUCAACUCAUCUUCCUACCAACACACGACCUUUGAACAAGUGGGAACUACAGGAACAACAAUUCUUACCCAAUGGUGCGCUUAGGGCCCAUGUUGUGAAAGCCGAAUGUGCUUUACUGAUGGCUAUGACAUAUCUAUCAUUGGAAACUGUUGUUGGUUAUCUUAAAGCGGGAUGGAACCUUCGCAGAGCCUAUACAAGUUAUAGUCUUGUGUGGCAAGAAUAUAAACGCAUGGGUCAAAACUUCAACAAGUACAUCGAUCAAGAUACCGUCUCGGGCAUUCAAUUUGGCAUUGGCGCCGUCCAUCUGUUGCUAUCCUCUUUGCCUCCCAAGGUCCUAAAGAUUGUAUCCGCUUUCGGUUGGACGGCCGAUAAGCAUCUAGGGUUUGCUCUUCUCAAGCUAUGUUUGGAAGGCAAACGUAUCCGAUCACCGCUCGCUUCACUUAUGCUUUUAUCCUACUACGUGAUCCUCACGUCAUAUGCGCCACAGAUCCUUACGCGGGAGUUGAUCCAACCUGCCAUCGAGUGCUUACUCGAUGCCCAAGAACACUAUCCCAACUCGGCCUUCUUCCUGUUCUUUGCUGGCCGUGUCAGUCGUCUGGCACGUAACCUGCCACUGUCAACACAGUCCUUUGUCUACAUGUACGAAGUCACUCAAGGCGAUUGGCCCGAGGUAGGUCACCUGGCAACAUUUGAAAUUGCCUUUAACUCUGCCAUGUGUCUUGACUGGGCAAGUGCUGCUGUCCGUAUCCUUGAGCUCCAGACCAAGUACAACUCACCUGCGUUCCUCAAAUAUUUUUAUGGUGCCUGUAUGGAGAUGCUCGGUAACCGAACCGAGGCUAUUCUGGCAUUUGCAGAGGCGCCCAAGCUCAUCGACAAAAAGCGAAACUCUCAAAUGGAGCAGUACAUUUCGAAUCGUGUUGCUUUCUUCGAGGUCAGUGGCUAUCAAGACCUUGACUUCAGUUUGCCUGCCCUCGAAAUUCUGUUUGUGUGGAACGCGUUUCCCUGUAUGGAAUCCUCAACACUUGAAAAGUGCCUAGAGUUGGUCGAAUCGACACUCGAACUGAUCUAUGAGCGUGAAAAAAUGGAAUAUGACCUGCGAAGAGUCGAGUUAGUGCCCAUGACAGCUAAACCUGAUUAUAAUGAUCAACGUGGUGCCCUAUUGCUCAUGAAAGCAUCCAUUUUGAAUUCACUGAAUAGAUAUGAAGAAGGCGUGGUUCAUCUGAACUGGAUCGUUGACAACAAGGAUAAAUUUAAGCAUACCAACUGGGUUGCUCCAUUUGCUUAUUGGGAAUGCGGUAACACUUGCUGGGGCAUGAAAGAUUACAAACGAGCAAGGUAUCUCUGGGAAUCGACAUUAACCUACUCAAACUACGAUUUCGAGUACAGACUGGCUACGCGCCUGAAUCUUGCCAUCCAACACUCGAUCGAUCUAGGUGUACCUGAGACAAUCAAGCCAAAGACAGAUAAAGGAAAAACCACUCAUGGACGUAAGAGAAUGUCUAUUGUAUCAACAAAGUCAACAGGAAGUAUUAUGUCCUCUUCAUAA
This is a messenger RNA of Rhizopus microsporus ATCC 52813, 2472 nucleotides long. RefSeq lists its product as uncharacterized. The coding region runs from base 1 to 2472 and encodes 823 amino acids. The transcript has 8 exons. Gene Ontology annotation, molecular function: protein binding. The record is from RefSeq and is a predicted model, not a curated record. NCBI's taxonomy places the organism in Eukaryota, Fungi, Mucoromycota, Mucoromycetes, Mucorales, Rhizopodaceae.